GAAUCGUAUAGUUUUGAUGAGUUCUUCAAAUGUCCGAAACCAUCAACAUCUCAGUCUACGGCCGGUAGGCGUGCGAUGAAUGUAAUGCUUGUCUUACUAUUGCUAUCACUGGUGAUCGUUAUUGUGAUCGCAGUUGUCGUCGCUUUUGUCAAACACCGCAACAAUCAGUCGAAGACAAACCAAUCGACUGAUAAGAAUGAUAAGGAUAUAGCGAGCAACGAUUUGAUAAUUCAGACCAAAACUAAUUUCUUGAAACUGAAGAACUGUAUCGAUAAAGACUAUGUGAUGGAGCGGUUCCCCUCCCGUGCGGCCAACUUUGUCGACGACAAAGACAUGUGGAAUAGUCUUCACCGGGAAUUUGAUUUAUCUAAACCUGUGUUUGGCUUUACGUUUCGGUUUGUGACCAAUGAUUGCGGACGUUUGGACACAACCAAUGAAUGCACUAAAGUUUACGACGACUCCCAGAUCUUCUAUUCGUGUCUUUACGGACACCAUAUAAACACCAGGAAAGUCAAAUGGAUUGCCAACAAAUACAACGACUCCCGGAUAAUGACUAUCAAUACAUUUUCUUUGUGGUUAAGGGUUAAGAAAUAUUGUGAAUAUAAGUGGAAACACAACGAAACUAUGGCAUCCAAAGAGGGCUUCCUCUCCGGUGUAUCGUUUCGUUUACCGCAUCCGAGCGGCGGAAGUAUUGGUGACAAUAGGGCUGCGGUCACUGUCACCGGCGGUGGCGGUACUGGUGUUGCCAUUAAUACCAGUCAACGAUUCAUUGCUUACUAUGAGGAUCGGGUCACGUAUCAGAUCUACACAUCCGAAUCGAUGGCAAACCCAAACUCUGUUAAUCUGUUGGGCUAUCAGUUCUGCAAAGUGUUUGACACGAAUCUGACCGCCGAUUAUCUCUUUGGCUUUAAUUAUAAUUUACCCAAAGAUUAUGUUUAUUAUGUGUUCCGUUAUCUGAACCUUACGUGGAGUUGUGGCCAGAAUUGUAGUCUUGACACUCCUCUCAGUCUCAUUGAACUCAACCACAAAUUCACCACAAGUUUUACUUCCCAAAUGUUCGGUACAUAUCAGAGCUUAAAUACUCUCUUUGGUUGCGGGAAAUAUUUCUAUGAAUCCGAACCUUCAUUCAAACCAAACGACUUCUGCGAAACCGAUCAAAGGCUUGAGAGUGUCUUCGGAUUAGGAAAUGAUCUCUACUUUCAAAAUAACGCCAAAUUCUGGAAGUGGUCUGACGUUAGCUUCAAAAGUGGUGCCAAUCCUGGCAUCAAAUCAGAGCCCAUUUUCUUUGACUCCGAUUUUACAACAAGUCUUAACAAAUUUCAAAUCGACACGACUAAACCUGUGAUGGGAUUUACAUUCAAACUCUAUUCUUCCUCCACUUCUAAUGUCAACGAAUGUCUCACAAAUGCGGACACAAUUCGUUGUCAACUCUACUUAAGUCCACACUAUUAUAGGGCCUGUAUUUACGGCGAAGUCAUCGACAAUACAAAUAAAACAAUCGGCAAAUUAAAGGACAGUUUUGAACGAAAAGCGUUUGCCUUUCAGUACACGCCGUCGGGUCUGAAGGCGUUUCCAGUCGUCGGAAACUCGGAUUCAAAAACCAGUCAUUCGGUGUUCAGUGAAACACAAAUAAUUUGCGAUAAUAUUCGCAAUGCAUUCGCAAAA
Medioppia subpectinata is the source of this 1665-nucleotide messenger RNA. Lineage: Eukaryota; Metazoa; Arthropoda; Arachnida; Sarcoptiformes; Oppiidae. The record is from the annotation of a GenBank genome assembly.